UUCGAGAUCCCCGCACAACGCAAACACAAAAAAGCGAUUUGGUGCUCUCCAAGACUUCCACCUAAAGUUUUUUCAAAACCAAGUCACAUAACUGCAGCAGCAGCAGCAAGAAGAAAUGAGGCCAAACAUCGUUUCCGAGGCAGGACUGCAAACUAGGUUGGGGCAAUGGUGGGAGAGCAUUCCUUUUCUUACUUCUGCGGUUGUUGGCGUGUGUGGAACUGUUUACUUGAUCUGUCUCCUGGUUGGAUAUGACUCCUUUUACGAAAUAUGCUUUUUUCCCUCUGCAGUUCUAUCAAGAUUUCAAGUCUACAGGAUUUUCACCUCCAUUAUCUUUCAUGGUUCAGUGCUUCAUGUAUUGUUCAACAUGAUGGCAUUGGUUCCUUUGGGUUCUGAGUUGGAGAGAAUCAUGGGAUCUGUCCGCAUGUUGUACAUAAUCUUUCUGUUGGCCAUAAGCAAUGCACUGUUUCAUCUUACGAUUGUGCUUUUGGUGGCCUAUAAUCCCAUUCACUCUGAUCCGUAUCUCAUGAAUGAAUGUGCAAUAGGCUUCUCGGGAAUCUUGUUUUCUAUGAUUGUGAUAGAGACAAGUCUGAGUGGACACCAGUCUAGAAGGUUGGCUUUUCUAAUGUUUAAUUUCAAAUGUAUUACAUACCAUGGUUUUGUUUUUUCACUGAGUGAGAAUUUUGCAAAUGCUAUCUUUUCCCUAACCUAGAAUAAUU
Molecule: messenger RNA, 716 nt
Organism: Prunus dulcis (almond)
Lineage: Eukaryota; Viridiplantae; Streptophyta; Magnoliopsida; Rosales; Rosaceae
Product: rhomboid-like protein 15
Exons: 3
Coding region: 116-709 (197 amino acids)
Biological process (GO): endoplasmic reticulum unfolded protein response
Cellular component (GO): endoplasmic reticulum membrane; Hrd1p ubiquitin ligase ERAD-L complex
Molecular function (GO): ubiquitin-specific protease binding; misfolded protein binding; serine-type endopeptidase activity
Source: RefSeq, a predicted model, not a curated record